CAUGGAAGCCGAAACUAAAAUAGAAAAGUCGGAAGAUGUUGAAAAAGAUGGCGAAAUUUCAAUUGAAAAAAAGUGUUCGGAAGAAGAAAAAGUGAAAAUACCUUGCGAAGCUUUGCCAGGCUGGACAAGAGUCAUAGUAACACGAAAAACGGGCACCUCGGCGGGGAAAAAUGACGUGUAUUACUUCAGCCCCACUGGAAAGAAAGUACGCUCAAAGCCAGAGAUUGAAAAGCUCCUUUUGCAGUCCUAUGGUGAGAUAAAAGACUUGAGCAAGUUUGAUUAUCGACACGGGACGUUUGUUGAGAAAAUCACAACAAGGAAACGCAAGAAGCCAACAUUUGAAAAUGAAAUAUUGGAAUGCGGUACGGGUGCAGAAAAUGAUGAGUCAACUGCCAAUGGUUUAGUGAAAAGUAACUGUAACAGUUGCCAUGCCAACGAAUCAGAUCUCAAUUCAUUUACCAACACAACUAUGGUUGGACUUGUGUCACCAAGGCAACUGUAUUGGGAAAAACAAUUGCACAUCUUGAGCAGUAGAAAUGAGCUCAUGGAUUUUGAUGCAAUUGCUGUCAAUGGUAGUGAAUUUCAUAGCUUAUUACUUUCAAUAGUAAAGACACUAAAAAUGUCAAGAGGUUACAUGGAAAACAGCUCUCCUAAAGUUGAUGGCAUUCAUGUAAACUCCAACAUAAAAACUAUAAAAAUUACCAAGGCAGACAUUCGGAAGCAGGAAAAACAGGUUAUCAGAGCGAGACGAGAAUUAGCCAAAGCCCUGACAGAAUAUGAACUAUUAAACUGAAUGUGAACAAGUCUUUUUUUGAUGCUUCUUUUCAGCAGUUAUUAAACCCACAUCACUUACGCAAUGUGCCAACUGCUUUUAUCCAAAAUUUUCAUCUUGGUUUUUACCAUUGCUAAAUAGUUUUUUUACAUCACACUCAUAGCCCAAUGAGAAAAUUUUUAAAUGUCAUAUUACUAUUAUUGUCACGAUUAAGGUUGCAACAAUAUCACUUGUAGCAACUUUUGUCAAUGCUAUUUUUACUGAGAGGAAUGCAAUAUUUCCACUAAUGGACAAAGAAAUGUUUAAAUAAGCAUAAUUGUGGGUGCCAUCUGAAUAAAAUUUCAAUAUUUCUCACGGAAAUCAAAAAAAGGUUUCCAGGAA
This is a messenger RNA of Xenia sp. Carnegie-2017, 1153 nucleotides long. Its product is annotated as methyl-CpG-binding domain protein 2-like. Gene Ontology annotation, molecular function: DNA binding. The record is from RefSeq and is a predicted model, not a curated record. The coding region runs from base 2 to 793 and encodes 263 amino acids. The transcript is spliced from 2 exons. NCBI's taxonomy places the organism in Eukaryota, Metazoa, Cnidaria, Anthozoa, Malacalcyonacea, Xeniidae.